CUUGUCAAAGUGAUGUCAUCACGCACGACGAGCUUUGUUGACUUCCUGGUUGCUGCGUUUCUAGAUAUCAUUAGCAAGAUACUUUACAUUGGAGGUUAAGUAAACGUCAUCACAUUCAAUAUCGACAUUAAAAUUAAUCAUUAAAACAAGAAUAACAGAGCUCUUAAUUUCACAAUGUUAAUAUUUGACCUGUCAGACAAACAAUUGAUUAGUUGAGCCGGAUUAGCUAGCGACGUUAGCUCGUUAACGGGAAUUAGCUAGCUAACAUACAACAAGACAUGAUGGCGACGAACUACAACCACAACCCAAAGGACGAAGACGGCCACCCUGCUGGGGCCGCGGGUCCAGGUGGAGCGGGUAAUGACAGAAGCAGGAAGCCUGACAACACUGCCUUCAAGCAGCAACGAUUACCAGCGUGGCAGCCCAUACUCACGGCGGGCACUGUGCUGCCAGCUUUUUUCGCUAUUGGCGUCAUCUUCAUUCCCAUCGGAAUCGGCCUCUACGUAACAUCAAACAACAUUAAAGAGUUCGAGAUCGAUUACACCGGGGUUGACGCAUCAAGUCCCUGCUUCAACUGUUCUCAGAACUACAGCUGGAACAAUACAAAACCAUGUACAUGUUCUGUGUCCUUCGUACUAGAUAAGGCUUUUGAGGGCAGUGUUUUCAUGUACUAUGGUCUGUCCAACUUCUAUCAGAAUCACAGACGUUAUGUUAAGUCCAGGGAUGACAGGCAGUUGAAUGGCGACACAUCAGUAUUGACGAAUCCCAGCAAGGAAUGUGAGCCAUACCGUACCGAUGUGAAGCCCAUUGCCCCCUGUGGAGCCAUUGCCAACAGUUUGUUUAAUGAUACUUUGGUGCUAAAUUACAUCAGUCUCAACGGAACACCAAUUUCAAUUCCUCUUGUGAAGAAGGGCAUUGCCUGGUGGACCGACAAACACAUAAAGUUCAGGAAUCCAGGGGGGAACAACUCCGAUCUCAUCACUGCAUUCCAAGGUACAACAAAACCAAUAAACUGGGCCAAGCCUGUUUAUGAGCUGGAUACAGACCCAGACAACAACGGCUUCAUUAACGAAGACUUCAUCGUAUGGAUGCGCACAGCAGCUCUGCCCACCUUUCGUAAGCUGUACCGCAUUAUCCAGAAGAACAGCAUGGGUCCGACCCUGCCCAGAGGCAACUAUACUCUGGACGUGACCUACAACUACCCCGUGCGCGGUUUCGACGGACGCAAGCGCAUGAUCCUCAGCACCAUCUCCUGGAUGGGUGGCAAGAACCCCUUCCUGGGCAUCGCCUACAUCACCGUCGGCUCGAUCUGUUUCUCCCUGGGAGUUGUCCUCUUCAUCAUACACCACAAGUACGGGACCCGCAACAACAGUGCAGACAUCACCACCUGAGAAGACCUGCUGCUGCGGCCCACGAUGAACCACCAGCUGAAUGUAUUGAAAGUAUUUUCUGUGAACGCUCAAAACGGUGCCCCCCCCGGUACCCCUGGCCGAAUACAGGUUUCGAUGCGUUCCACCUCAAGCACGCCUGAUCGAACUACGCAAGCCCUUACUUGAAUCAGGUCUGCUUGAGUUGAAAUGAACAAUUAACAGGCUCAAUUCUUGCCGUCAGUUAAAUGUUUUGAUGUAUUAUGUUUCAUCUGUUAAAAACAUUGAAGUUUUGGCCCUGUUGUCAGGCCUUCAUCGCAGUGUGCUUGGGGUGGAAGGCAUUAAAUACCUGGAUCUGGUUAGGGGGGUACCUCAUGUGAUGUUUGGGUACCACUGGUCUAAAAAUGUUGUUGUGUGAUGGAAUUUUGGGAGAAUUCUGCUAUGCAAUUUUAAGAAUAGGCUGCGUUGUGAAACUUCUGAAUCUCCCCAAAAUUGAAAUUUUUCAUCAUGAUCUGAAAAUUGUGUGAAUUAAGGUUAAUGAACAUGUUCUAGAUUUUCUGUAAUCCAUAAUAACAUUUUAUCAAAUUAAGAACUGUGCUUAAAAUGUGUGUUUUAGGUAGGUUUUGUGUGUUGUAUGCUGAAUUGUGAAUAAUUUACUACUAAAUGGGGAAAUGUUUAUUUCAUUUCCAAACCCUGUGGAAAGAUUCAAACUGUUAGGCAUGUUUCCUGUUGGCUUGUUCAAGUAGGAUUGGAGGAAAAUAAUGUCCAAGCCAUACGACUACAUGCAUUAGUUGUAUGCAGCACUGCCACAUCUUCCAAGUUCAUGCAAGUGAAAAGCCAGUUAAAAUUUGUUAUAUUUGGGUUUGAAUUUGAUGCAAUAGAGUAUGUUGCAAUAUUUUUAAACCAGCUUUGCAUAUACUGUCAAAAUAUGUAGUUUCAAAAUUUACCAAGUUUAUCGGGACCAGUUACUUCAGGGAGCCUUGUUCAGAAAUGGCAUUUCUUUAAACUUCAAUAAUUUUUCAGAAUAUUGAUUACCAAAUACAAUUUGCACUUUACAUGUCCUUUGAAUUUGUUACACAAGGUUUUCCUCUAGUCUGGUUUCUUCUUUUGGUUUUAUAUAUUUUGUACUGUAAAUUUUACACCAGUGUACUUUUAUUGCUCUGAAAAUAAAAGGAUGUAUUAACUGCU
Conger conger (European conger) is the source of this 2555-nucleotide messenger RNA. RefSeq names its product cell cycle control protein 50A-like. Gene Ontology annotation, biological process: phospholipid translocation. Gene Ontology annotation, cellular component: endoplasmic reticulum; plasma membrane; Golgi apparatus. The record is from RefSeq and is a predicted model, not a curated record. Lineage: Eukaryota; Metazoa; Chordata; Actinopteri; Anguilliformes; Congridae. Bases 279 to 1391 code for a protein of 370 amino acids. The transcript has 7 exons.